Armigeres subalbatus is the source of this 2213-nucleotide messenger RNA. RefSeq names its product integrator complex subunit 9 (gene IntS9). Gene Ontology annotation, cellular component: integrator complex. NCBI's taxonomy places the organism in Eukaryota, Metazoa, Arthropoda, Insecta, Diptera, Culicidae. The transcript is spliced from 4 exons. The record is from RefSeq and is a predicted model, not a curated record. The coding region runs from base 168 to 2162 and encodes 664 amino acids. Gene Ontology annotation, biological process: snRNA 3'-end processing.
CGCUUGCAUUUAAUCUUCUGCCUCACCUUAUCAACUCAUUACUGCGAGAUUUUAUUUACAUUUUGUUUAUGUUUACGUUUGACUCAAAUCGCAGAAACCGGAAAUUUUAUUUCAAUGUUUUGAGGUAUCUUUUGAUAUAAUUUAGGCUUUGCCACAUUUCUCGUAAAAUGAAAUUGUAUGCACUGAGUGGAGAUCCGGCCAAGCCGUGCUACGUUCUUAGCAUUUCUGACUUAUUGAUUAUGCUGGAUUGUGGCCUAUCUGUGAGCUCCGUACUGAAUUUCCUUCCGCUUCCUCUGGUGCACAGUGCUAAGUUUCAGUCACUGCUUAACUGGAACUGUCGUGAUCCGGAAAUACAAUUGGAUGAUGGGGAAAUCAAGGAGUGCUGCGGAUGCUCGUUCAUUAAUUCUGCACCGGAGUUCAUUCCGCCGCUAGACAAGGUCGUUAAUUUCUCAGAGAUUGAUGUUAUUUUGAUUUCGAACUAUACCAACAUGAUGGCACUUCCAUUCAUCACCGAAGGGACAGGCUUUACAGGGACAGUUUAUGCCACGGAGCCAACACUUCAAAUAGGACGGUUCUUCCUGGAGGAACUGGUUGAAUACAUCGAAGCGUCUCCUAAAGAGAAUACAGCAAGGGUGUGGAAGGAUAUCCAACAUUUGCUUCCCCCACCCCUGAACGAUGUGUUCAAACCAAAGAACUGGCGGCAUUUGUUCAGUAUGGAUGCAGUAAACAAGAGUCUAGCUCGAGUACAAAUGACUGGAUACGACCAAAAAUUGGACAUAUUCGGGGCGCUACAAGUGACUCCAGUGAGUUCUGGAUUUUGCCUAGGAUCAAGUAACUGGAUUAUCAAUUCAGGUCAAGAAAAAAUAUCCUACAUAAGUGGUUCUUCUACAUUAACAACGCACCCCAGGCCGAUCAAUCAAUCUGCGUUGAAGUACUCGGAUGUGGUAAUUAUGACUGGCCUGACUCAAGCUCCACACGUAAACCCAGAUGGAAUGCUUGGCGAGCUUUGUAUGAAUGUUGUAAUGACUCUGAGGAACGGUGGAUCAGUUUUGAUUCCUUGCUAUCCUUCUGGAGUAGUAUACGAUCUUUUCGAAUGUUUGUCAUCGAGUUUGGAUAAUCAAGGCUUUUCACAAAUACCGAUGUUCUUCAUCUCACCAGUGGCAGAUAGCUCUUUAGCUUAUUCGAACAUAUUAGCAGAGUGGCUUUCUACAUCGAAGCAGAACAAAGUGUACAUUCCUGAUGAGCCAUUUCCACACGGAAGUUUAGUUAAGAACGCCAAACUUAAGCACUUCAAACACAUCUAUUCCGAAGGAUUUAGCACCGAAUUUCGUCAACCAUGCGUUGUGUUUUGCGGACACCCUAGUCUUCGCUUUGGGGACGCAGUGCAUUUUGUAGAACUAUGGGGUUCGAAUCCUCAACACACAAUUAUUUUUACUGAACCUGAUUUUCCAUACCUCCAAGCUUUGGCACCGUAUCAGCCCUUAGCUAUCAAAACCGUGUAUUGUCCUAUAGAAACAUCCCUCAAUUUCCAACAAGCCAACAAGCUAAUUAAAGAACUCAAACCAGGUGUUUUGGUCAUUCCUGAAAACUACACUCAACCGCCUCCAAUUGCUCCACACAAAACGGAUCUAGUGAUCGACCAAACGCCAGACAAAAUGAUUAUCAAGUUCAAACGUGGCGAAGUGAUCAAACUUCCACUCAAAAGAAAACGUUCUCGCAUCUAUUUGGACCCGCAGAUUGCACGGUCCCUCGUACCACAUGAAGUGCAGCCAGGUGUUACCGUUUCCUCCAUAACCGGCGUAUUGCACGUAAAGGACAAUAUUCAUGAUCUGCAUCCGUUGGAACCGACAGCUGAAGAAUUGGAGGAGCAGAAGGCAUCGAAAACCGGAAAGCCCCAACCGCCAUCGCAUAAUCGCUAUCGAAAUAUUAAGUACGAAUGGGGUUCCCUAGAUGUGAAUCUGUUUUUGAAAAAACUUGCGCAGGAUGGCAUCACCGAUAUCAAGGUAGAACAAAAUGGCGUGGAUGAGAUCACGCUGCUCCUGGCUAGUGAAGAUACUGUCAUUAAGGUAAGCGAAAAAAAUACUAGUAUUGUUUGCAGUGGGAAGCAAAGUCUCCGGUUGAAGUUACGAGAUUUAUUGUUGCAGUGUGUUCAAAGCUUCUAGCGUUAAACUAUCGAAUACUAAUAAAUUGCAGGUGACAUUUUUACUUAGGGC